This is a messenger RNA of Microthlaspi erraticum, 714 nucleotides long. Lineage: Eukaryota; Viridiplantae; Streptophyta; Magnoliopsida; Brassicales; Brassicaceae. The record is from the annotation of a GenBank genome assembly.
AUGGAUUGGCCUCCAACACUCAUCUCCAGAAGAAUCUGUAAUCUUUUGAUUUUCUUCGUCAAAUUAAACCACAAAAACUCCUCCGACGACGAAUCGGAUAAUCCACAAAGACGACAACAGUCGGCGAUGAAACCCGACCCGGGGAAACGAAAAAACCGAGCCUUAUCUUCUUCUUCCCCGUCCAAAACCCGACCCGGAGCCUCUUCCGGGUCACCGAACCGAACUUCCGGUGGUAGUCGCGGUGGAAAGCUUACGACUUCGGCCACUUUACUCGACCGCGAGGAGACGGGUCGAUUUCCCGGGUCGGGUUACGAUGACCCGAAUACGGAGCCGAGGAGUUUCCCUUACAGCGUGAAGCAGCAAUGCUGGGAAAAGGCGGAGAAGAUUAAAGGGAGAGAUCCGGAGCGUUGGCGGAGAGAUCAUUUGGGGAACAUAGUGUUUAGGAAGCUCGUAGGUUGUCCUGGAUGUUUGUGCCAUGAUUAUGACCACAUUGUUCCUUACUCCAAGGGCGGCAAGAGCACUCUGGAAAACUGCCAGGUUCUGCAGGCAAAGGUAAACCGAUCAAAGGGAAAUAAAACCGAUAUUUCCAGAGCCGAGCUUAUCCAGAGGAGUUCCUAUUGUCGAGUUGCUGGCAGAGAUAUGGAUCUCAUUGAGCUAACAGCUUAUGGGAAUGUACAACGCGCAACUGAGUCCAGUGGAUGCAGGAUUCAGUGA